Molecule: messenger RNA, 3942 nt
Organism: Saccostrea echinata
Lineage: Eukaryota; Metazoa; Mollusca; Bivalvia; Ostreida; Ostreidae
Product: prickle planar cell polarity protein 3-B-like
Exons: 6
Coding region: 387-2660 (757 amino acids)
Molecular function (GO): zinc ion binding
Source: RefSeq, a predicted model, not a curated record
CUUAGCUUAUUUGAACCCACAUUGAAAACAAAUCGUGAUUUUUACCUGAGGAGACAAGAUGUGUGAUCUUAGCGAUGUUUAUUUUAAAACACCACAUGAAGAGAAAUGGUGUAAAUUGUUUUAAUGUAUCACCUUAACUGUACGGAUUUUAAAACAUAGAAAUUGAUUUGGAUUUUACACAGUAUUAUUUAAUCCCGCCUUCGAAAGAGAAACUAGCGAAUCGCACUGUGAAAGGGACGAGUUUGGGGGCUUAUUUUAGUUGCACGUGAAAAAACACUAGAUGAGGGAACGUGAUGGGUGAAAUACACUGUGGAAACUGUGUAGGAUUUUAAUCGGGAUUUUAAAAUUACUUAAUGUGAUUUCUAUCUUGUGUGUUUGUUUUUAUCAUGGCUAAUGUUGGAGAUAAUUUGAUGAAGGAUGAUGAGAGGCCGAUAUUGGACACGGGGGUCAUCCCCAAAACUUACAACACGAGUCCACCCCUUGCACACCAAGUUUCAGCAGGAAAACCAUGCUCAAACUGUCGGGAACUAUGUCCAGGCUUCGAACUUCAUUUCUGGAGAAAAAUUUGCAAGCAUUGUAAAUGUGCACCAGAAUCCCAUGACAUGACCAGUCACAGUGACCAUGACCGGAGCUUGACACGGCUAAAUCACGACCCCAAGAGGAACUCCACCUCCGAUGAUGACAGUGGCUGCCCCCUGGAGGAGUACGCCUGGGUACCACCAGGACUUAAACCAGAACAGGUUCACCAAUAUUUUUCCUCCCUCCCCGAGGACAAGGUGCCAUUUCUUAACAGUGUGGGUGAGAAGUACCGAGUGCGUCAGCUCCUGCAGCAGUUACCUCCCCAUGACAAUGAGGUUCGUUACUGUAACACCCUCACAGAAGAAGAGAAGAGGGAACUACGGAUGUUUAGUGUGCAGAGGAAACGUGAGGCCCUGGGGAGGGGUAGUGUGAGACCCCUACCCCUGACUAUGCAGGGGGUCAUUUGUUGCAAGUGUCAGCAAAUGAUCUCGGGUGGGUCCAUGGCAGUUUUUGCCACCAGAGCAGGGCAUGACAAAAUCUGGCAUCCAUCGUGUUUCACCUGCAUGACCUGUGACGAGCUUCUUGUGGACUUGAUUUACUUCUUCAAGGACGAGUUUCUGUACUGUGGACGACAUCAUGCUGAGUUGAUAAAGCCUCGCUGUGGAGCAUGUGAUGAGAUAAUUUUUGCUGAUGAGUGCACAGAGGCUGAAGGCAGGAGCUGGCACAUGAAGCAUUUCUGUUGUUUUGAGUGUGAUAGACAAUUAGGAGGUCAGAGAUACAUCAUGAAGGAAGGUCGGCCAUACUGCUGUGUUUGUUUCGAGAGGAUGUAUGCCGAAUACUGUGACACUUGUGGUGAACAUAUAGGAGUGGAUCAAGGACAAAUGACCCAUGAAGGUCAACACUGGCAUGCCACUGAACGUUGCUUUAAGUGUCAUACGUGUCAAAAGUCUUUGCUUGGACAGCCAUUUCUACCCAAACAUGGUGUGAUUUAUUGUUCCGCAGCCUGCAGUCGAGCUGCUUCCAUGCAAACACAAACUCCUAGGAGACCAGAGGAUUACGUUCAUGAUAUAAAUAGCAUGAGAUUAGGUUCCCCCGUAAGUCACGCAUUACAGGAACAAGGAACUAUGGGAAUGCAGGAAGCAUUACGACAACAGUAUUCAUUAUCGGACAGUCUGCCAUCAUCAGAACGUGAUCAAGGUUACGCUACGAGUAGCAACAGUGAGGUGUAUGCACCAGGCAUGUAUGACACUUCACGAUCUCAAAAUUCUCAAGGUCAGUGUAGUGCAAAUUACGAACUGAAUGUGGAUAGUCUUGUUGAUGCUCUUCCUGUUCCACAUGAAGCCAAACUCAAAAAGAGGCUCUCGCAAUUCUCCAUGCCAGAUCUUUCAAAGGAUCCUCAGUCUAGUCCCAUCGAAGAAAAUGGAAAAAUGAACUCUCAGAGCAGGAGUCGUUCUGGAUCCGAGAAAAAUUUAAAUUCUCGCUAUCAUGAAUAUGAGGAGUUACCAUGCAUGUAUGAUGUGCCAAAUAGAAGUAUGAAACGUACAAAUAAUUCACAACAAUCCCAGGAGUAUCGGUCUAUUAGACCAGUGGAUCGCAUGUUAGGAAAUCCUGAGUCUGCAAGAUCGUUCCCAGAGUUACGUUAUAAUUGUGUGAAUACUUCUCCCCAAAAUGUCCCACCACCACAACAAAAUGUACGCUUAAAUACUUCACCCCAAAAUGUAAACAAUGGUUUACCUCCAUUACCGGACAAUGUGAGAAUGAAUCCCAUCAAUAGACCACCAUCUGGAAGAGUUCCUCUGCAAGUGUCGGACUAUCCCAGAAGCCAAAGUUUUGAAGGUCGGCCUUCAGAAAGGGCACACAGUCGUCGUCAUGAAAGACGAAGAGGUGAUAGAAUAUCCAGGCGUGACCCAGGUCAAGGUCAUUGGUCUGAUUCAAACAAUUACCGUGACGAUGAUUAUUGUAGCACAUGCUCUAGUUCUAGUGACUCGGACGAUUAUUACUAUGAUGAGAGAGGUCAAGGUCUGGGUACCAGAAUAUCGUAUGUAGACGAUAUGAGUAUCUCACUAGGAGCUAAUAGUGCAAUGCGGCAGAGGAUGACCGGUCGACACAGAGUGAAACAGAAGCAAUGUGUAAUAUCCUAACCAUAACACUGUACAUACUGACCAAUCUAUGUUAUUUAUUUUUUUGUGCAACAAAUCUGGUACCAAGCUUGACAAAGUUGUUAACUGCCUCAGUGAAAACCAGUUUAAAGCUCUUGACAAUCAUUUAUUUCAUGUCAAAUCUUGUUCUGUGUUCAAAAGGCGAUCUGUAAUGUGCACCAUAUCUCUGUCUAUGGGCCUGGUACCAGUAUAGUAUUUCCACUGUUGAGAACCAGUUUAGUGCUGUAUUGUUAUAUUCCAUGUUGUGUUAUAAUUAUUGUCGAUGUUGAUCAUACUGUGUAGUUUAUAUAUAAUUGUGUGUGUAUGGAGUCUGCAAAAAAGUGAUUCUUAUCCAGUAUUUAUAUUCAACUGUCAAUCAGAGGUCAAAGGUUGUGAUUGGGUGUGGUCAUAUAAUAUAAUGACCAGUGAUACUUUUAUUUAUUCUCUUAUGUAACUUACUCAGUUCUCCCAUAGGACUUAAUGUUUAUAAUGUAGGUAUAAUUCUUUGGUUUGAAUGGCUGACACCUUAUUGUAGAUUGACAUUAUGCUAUAUGGUUAACAAAGGCCUUUCAGUUACUCUCUUUUAUAAGUUAAUAUGAUGUUGCUUUAAAAAAUUGUACUUUACAUCUGUAAAUUUAUUUGAUCGUUGAAAUUUUUAUAAUCCCUUUAGAUGGAGACAGACAACUUUUUAUAUGUUGAAAUUUUAAUCUCAGUAGGAGUUUGUUAUUUUUUUUUUAAUUUUCAAGAAGCAAUACACCAAUUAUCUUGUUGAUAUGUGAUAUUCAGUUGAAAAAUUGGCAGCCAUUUUAAAUCUGUGUUCCAUUUUUUUUAAAAACGCUUGGUGGCACACUGUGAAAUCUAACUACAAAAGUACUCUAUUCAAAACAAUCUUGAUAUUAAAACUCUUCACAGAAUAUAGAAAUUUGAAUGCAUUGCUCAAAUUUUUCUUUAAAAAAACAUAUCGUUAUUUUGGACAGCAUAAAAAAUACACAUGUAUACAACAUUGCUUGAUGUGCUUAAAAUAUAACAUUGAUGCAAACAAAAACUGAUUUUUCAGUUCCUCAUGUUGUGUAAUUAGAAUAUGUGUGCUAACAGUGUACAUGAAAAAAGAACACAUUCUUUAUUAAUAAUCUUGUUUUGCAGUAAAUGUACUGUCUCAAUUUGUGUCACCAAGUGUCAAUUCAUGCAAUGCUUUGUGCCUUUUAUAUGUUUGUUCAAGUUUAUUUACUAUCGUUUUGUACAUAUAUUAGGGCAGAGAUCGCAAAUAAACAUCUAGCAAACCUUA